AUGCAAGAAGUUAAUCUACCAUUGUUAGAGAGAGCUGAAGAGCUACUGAUGCCUUGGCCAACUUUGACGUUGUCCAUGAGACAACAACUGAAAAUUAAGGGCCACAGCUGUGGUCCAGAAACCACAAUACCUAGUGAAGCUAUAACGAUGCAUCCAGAGAUCACCACAAACUUGGAAAUCUUGGACUCCACACUUUGGGGCUGGGCUAAUUUAAAAGCAGGAAAGAGACUGAAGUUGGCUACUUUGCUUGGUGACUCCCUCAAGAGCAGGAACAGACCUGUUCUUCCUGCAAUUCUUUGGCAACUCUUAG
Messenger RNA from Dovyalis caffra, 310 nucleotides. The record is from the annotation of a GenBank genome assembly. NCBI's taxonomy places the organism in Eukaryota, Viridiplantae, Streptophyta, Magnoliopsida, Malpighiales, Salicaceae.